Molecule: messenger RNA, 1002 nt
Organism: Zymoseptoria tritici IPO323
Lineage: Eukaryota; Fungi; Ascomycota; Dothideomycetes; Mycosphaerellales; Mycosphaerellaceae
Product: thymidylate synthase
Exons: 1
Coding region: 1-1002 (333 amino acids)
Biological process (GO): dTMP biosynthetic process
Cellular component (GO): mitochondrion; cytosol
Molecular function (GO): thymidylate synthase activity
Source: RefSeq, a predicted model, not a curated record
AUGGCUCCUUUCAAGAUCGACGCAGUCCCAGAGGCUUCAUCACAAACAUCUGUCACAAGCGAUAUGCCUUCCACGAAGCCGCAUGAAGAACACCAAUAUCUCUCCCUCAUCCGCGAGAUCCUCGCAUAUGGAGAGCAUCGCCCUGACCGCACUGGAACCGGCACUUUGUCAAUACCCUUUCCACCGCAACAUAGAUACACUCUGUCCCGACCAGACGGUACCUUGAUUCUCCCACUCCUCACCACCAAGCGAGUCUUCCUACGAGCUGUCCUCGCCGAGCUGUUGUGGUUUGUGGCCGGCUCCACCAACGCCAAACUGCUACAAGACCAGAACGUGCACAUCUGGGAUGGCAAUGGCUCAAGAGAAUACCUGGAUAGCGUAGGACUUGGACACAGAGAAGUGGGAGAUUUGGGUCCUGUGUAUGGCUUCCAAUGGCGGCAUUUCGGAGCCGAGUACGAAGACUGCCAUGCAGACUAUACAGGGAAGGGCGUGGAUCAACUCGCAGAAGUGCUGAGGAAGUUGCGAGAGAGUCCAUACGAUCGAAGGGUCAUUCUCAGUGCGUGGAAUCCAGCAGACAUGAAGAAGAUGGCACUACCGCCUUGUCACAUGUUCGCCCAGUUCUACGUCUCGUUUCCGGCCACGUCUCCCACAAGGGAAGACGGCUCGAAAAAGGGUACUUUGCACACACUGCUGUACCAGCGAAGUAAUGACAUGGGUCUUGGUGUACCUUUCAACAUCGCCUCAUACGCUUUGUUGGCGCACAUGCUUGCACGAGCGGCAGAUCUGGUUCCUGGAACUCUUACACACACCAUGGGCGACGCCCAUAUCUAUCUGGAUCAUCGGGAGGCAUUGGAGGUCCAGAUCCAAAGAGAGCCCAAGGAAUUCCCAACACUCGAGCUCGAACGGAAGGCCGGCUGCGAUAUCGACGGCUGGCAAGCCACAGACUUCAAGAUUUUGGGAUAUGAGCCGCACAAAGGCAUCGCGAUGAAAAUGAGCGUAUGA